Messenger RNA from Durotheca rogersii, 1489 nucleotides. Its product is annotated as alpha/beta-hydrolase. The record is from RefSeq and is a predicted model, not a curated record. The transcript is spliced from 5 exons. Bases 176 to 1240 code for a protein of 354 amino acids. Gene Ontology annotation, molecular function: hydrolase activity. Lineage: Eukaryota; Fungi; Ascomycota; Sordariomycetes; Xylariales; Xylariaceae.
GCAACAGCGGCAACAGCGGUAACGGAAGGAAGAGGAGGGAGGGAGGGGAACCCAAGGGAACCCAAAGCAGGAAAGAUUUCCUGAAGCCGUCUGGACUUGUAGGCACCCUCGUCCCUUUCUAGGUACGAAUAGUUACACGCUUCUCUCCGCACGCACGCCGAUUCCUACAAGAACCAUGAGCGAAGACAUAGCAAAGACAGAGGACAUCAGGGCGGAGGACGUCUUCGAGCCUCAUCUUCUGAAGACGUACGAUCCCGAGUUCGUCAAGUUCAUGCUCAAAAUUAGGGCGUCCAGUGCCGCCUCCGCGUCAGAUGAGUUCACCGUCGAAGAGGUUCGCGCGAAUCCUGCCCGAUUUGAACCUCCGUGUGCCAAGGACACCACCGGAUACGAGAGGGUCACCGACAAGGUGCUGACCUCCCAAGACGGCGCCAAGUUUCCCAUUAAGAUCUACCACCCAGAUCCGGUGCGGUUCGGCGAAGGGCCGUAUGGGUUACAUCUUAACUUCCACGGAGGUGGGUUUGUGCUGGGCAGCUUGAGCACCGAGUCCUCGUUAUGUCUGAGCAUGCGGGACGGCGCCGGCGUCGUCGUGAUUGAUGUUGAUUAUCGACUUUGCCCAGAAACGCUCUGGGGCAAAUGCAUGCAAGACGCGUUCGCUGCGUGGGAAUGGGCUCGAGACUCCGCAGACGUCUUGAACAUCAAGCCGGACUCGAUCUCGGCAGGAGGCAUAUCCGCCGGCGGGCACAUAUCCCUCGUCCUGCAGCACUUGGCACGAGAUGCUGGGAUGCCGCUGAAGCUAUGCCUAGCGACAGUACCCCCGACAUCAGACGCACUUACAUACACACACCACACGGAUUCGCCUUUCAAGUCCUUCCAAGAAUUUGCUUUCGGCCCCAUCCUGCCAUGGGACCGGAUACACUUCUUCGGACGAACAUGUCUCCCCGAGGGCAAGUCCGAGGAGAUCCUGGCUACCUGGCCCGAAUGGUGGAUUUCGCCCCUGAAGGCACAGAACGUGCGCGGCCUGGGUGACACGUUCAUCAGGACAGGCGGGUGCGAUCCGCUGCGAGACGAAGGCGAGGCCUACGCGCAGAAGCUGGUUGAGGGCGGCAACCGAGUUACCGUCAAGCGCUACGUUGGGUCGCCGCACACGUUCCCGUACUUUGGCUGGUUCCACAAGAAGCAGGAGUUCGACCUGGACACGAUCGCGGCGCUGAAGCAAGCGCACGGAGUGCAGGUCAAAUAGGAGACACUAGUGUUUGACCACGACGGGCUUUUCAGAGCCUUCGCAGGUUCCAAGGCGGUGAGUUUCACGUGGGCUGAAGAAUACGGUGCACCAUUAGUGCGUAUCCGACAAAACGAUUUUCGCGAAUUGAAAAUCGACCGAAACGUAAAAAUGGGGCCACCUUAUUGAGCUACUAUAAAAGUCAUUAACUUCAAUGAUAUAUUAUUAAAUCAUUUAAAGAGAUAUAAUUAAACGGAUUUUAUAUUUGAA